UGAGAGAAGCCAACGCAUUCAGUUAGUUAGGUCGAGCUAAAGCCACCUUUCUCAUUUCCCUCCUCACUUUUCCACUCACACUUCAGAUAGUGCGUGAGACCGUGUCUCACUGCUCUUCAAUCAACGAUCGACUUUGAAGCCUCCAAGUUCAUCAUUCAAACCAAACGCAUUCAUAGUCGCUUUCUCCAAUGGAACCCUCAUCUUCCACGUCGCUCCCUCCAUCGCUUCACCUCGCCAUGGCGGCGUUGCUCGGAGCCUCCUUCAUGGCCAUCUCCGCCUUCUACAUGCACCGCCGCACCGUCGACCACGUCCUCCACCGCCUCGUCGAAAUCCGACGCAAGCCACUCGCCGCUUCCGACGAUGACAGUGAGGAUGACGACGACGAUCUUAGCGGGCUCGGACACGACGACGGAGGAACAGAUAAGGACGCCGAUCCCAGGAACUAUCUCCGAACCUUUUCGAAGUCCGUGGACGAAACAUCAAACGUGCUUCGGAGCUAUAGGUUUUCGUCUUCGAUGCCAAACGUGGUUUCCGCAGCGGAUUGGUUCCCCCAGGACACUAAGAAUCGUGCCUCGUCGCUCGAAAAUCUUCAAUUCGCUCCGCUAGGGCUUCCGUCUAAUCGAACGGGUUCCACCAAUGGUGAGAGUGCUCAGAUUUCGCGUUCGUAUAAGAGGAUAGCUUCUGUUGGUAGAAUUAUGACUCCGAGGUCACCAGGGAGAAACGCAUUCGAAAGUGCUGGGGAUUCUGAUGAGGAGGAAACACAGCUUGCUAAUGACAAUACCCUUCCUUUCUCAGAUGCUUACGGAGUAAAUUCAAACAUGUGCAAUUUGUCUGCUGUUCCAUUCAUAGGUGAUGAUGCAAACUGUGCAACAAAUCAGAUGUAUGGAGAGGUUUCAAAGGAAGCGAAAGCUGGUGCAAAUAUGAAUGUGGUUUCUUCAACUUCUGUACAUGUAGCUGGGGAUGACCGUGUGUUUGCCAAUAAUGUCUCGCCUGCAAUAAUCCCUGUGCAUGAGACAAAUAUAGAAGAGGAUGAAGUAUGCAAAAUGAUUCAAGAGUGCUUAGAUUUGCGUGAGAAGUAUGUUUACAAGGAAGAUAUUGCAUUGAGGACAGAACCAGUGGAAACUAACUUUGACCCGUAUCAUUUUGAACCAGUUGAAGCAACAACACACCACUUUAGGAUGGAAGAUGGAGUCAUUCAUGUUUUUGCAAGUAAAACUGAUACCGAAGAGCUCUUCCCUGUUGCGAGCUCAACAAGAUUUUUUACAGAUAUGCAUUACAUUCUAAAAGUUAUGUCUAUUGGCAAUGUUCGCUCUGCAUGCUACCACAGGCUACGAUUUCUUGAGGAAAAAUUCCGCCUUCAUCUGUUACUAAAUGCAGAUAGGGAGUUUCUGGCUCAGAAGGGUGCACCACAUCGGGAUUUUUACAAUAUCAGAAAAGUUGAUACUCAUAUUCAUCAUUCAGCUUGCAUGAAUCAGAAGCAUCUUGUGCGCUUCAUCAAGUCAAAAUUAAGAAAAGAACCUGAUGAGGUUGUUAUCUUUAGAGAUGGAAAGUAUAUGACACUUAAGGAGGUUUUUGAGAGUUUGGAUUUGACUGGAUAUGAUCUGAAUGUUGAUUUGUUGGACGUGCAUGCAGAUAAGACCACAUUCCAUAGAUUUGACAAAUUCAACCUUAAGUAUAAUCCUUGUGGACAGAGCAGACUAAGAGAGAUAUUUUUAAAGCAGGAUAAUCUUAUCCAGGGAAGGUUUCUUGCUGAAGUAACAAAGGAGGUUUUGAUAGAUCUUGAAGCAAGCAAAUAUCAGAUGGCUGAGUAUAGGAUAUCUGUCUAUGGAAGAAAACAGAGUGAGUGGGAUCAGCUGGCUAGUUGGUUUGUUAACAAUGCUCUUUACAGUAAGAAUGCUGUCUGGCUAAUCCAGUUACCACGGUUAUACAAUGUGUACAAGAAUAUGGGAAUUGUUACCUCCUUUCAGAAUAUUCUGGAUAAUGUGUUUAUUCCUCUAUUUGAAGUCACAGUGGAUCCAAAUUCUCAUCCUCAAUUACAUUUGUUUUUGAUGCAGGUGGUUGGAUUUGAUCUUGUAGAUGAUGAAAGUAAACCAGAAAGGCGUCCAACUAAGCACAUGCCUACUCCAGCUGAGUGGACAAAUGAAUUUAAUCCUGCAUAUUCUUAUUACCUUUAUUACAGCUAUGCAAACUUGUACACGCUCAACAAGUUGCGUGAAUCUAAGGGAAUGACCACAAUAAAGUUGCGGCCUCACUGCGGAGAGGCAGGUGACAGUGAUCAUUUGGCUGCCGCUUUCCUUCUGUGCCAUAACAUUUCUCAUGGGAUUAAUCUACGUAAAACUCCAGUUUUGCAGUACUUGUAUUAUCUUGCACAGAUUGGAUUGGCUAUGUCACCACUUAGCAAUAAUUCCCUUUUCUUGGACUAUCAUCGCAAUCCAUUGCCAAUGUUUUUCCAGCGAGGUUUAAAUGUCUCUCUCUCCUCCGAUGAUCCUUUGCAAAUUCAUUUGACAAAAGAGGCACUGCUAGAAGAAUAUAGUGUUGCAGCAAAGGUAUGGAAGCUCUCAGCCUGUGAUCUGUGUGAGAUAGCUAGAAAUUCUGUCUACCAGUCUGGAUUUUCAAACCAGGCAAAGUCACACUGGCUUGGGGAAAAAUAUUUGUUGAGAGGUCCUGAAGGAAAUGAUAUCCAUAAAACAAAUGUCCCCAGUUUGAGGAUUUCUUUCCGAUACGAGACAUGGAAAGAGGAAAUGCAAUAUAUUUAUGCUGGUAAAGCCAUCUUUCCUGAAGAUGUAUACCCAUAGGGGAAUUUACCAUUCACCCCGUGAUAACGCAUACUUGGGUACUGUGAUCAAUGUUCUCUUGGGCAGUAGAAGCUUUGGCAGUGAGAAGUUUUUGUAACAUCCUAGUAUUUGUCUCAUAUAAUGUGGACCGCGUAAUUUUACAUGGUAGAGACACUUAUGACAGUUAUUAUCAGAAGUAACAAGAUCAGCAGCUCAUGUGCUUUUGCAUGGUAGAACAAGGUAUAAAGCCGGAGAAAGUAAAAGAAGUGGGCCUGUAAUGCACUGUACAGUAACGCAUGGUGACAGAUUUAAAAUUUCUUAUGACUAGAUUAGUAGUUAUUACAGUACAAUUCGUUCUUUAUGAAUGAGUGAAUAGACAGAAUGAAAGGUCCUCUCGAAUCUCGUUUA
Molecule: messenger RNA, 3182 nt
Organism: Vigna angularis (adzuki bean)
Lineage: Eukaryota; Viridiplantae; Streptophyta; Magnoliopsida; Fabales; Fabaceae
Product: probable AMP deaminase
Exons: 19
Coding region: 189-2795 (868 amino acids)
Biological process (GO): AMP metabolic process; IMP salvage
Cellular component (GO): cytosol
Molecular function (GO): AMP deaminase activity
Source: RefSeq, a predicted model, not a curated record